AUGGAAACGGGACCCAAGGGCAGUCUGGGCGGCCAAAAAGACUCGCAGGAAAUCUGCUCCCCUGGACUGCUGGUCUUCGCCGGCUCCUCGGAACAGGAUGCCAACUUGGCGAAGCAGUUCUGGAUCUCGGCGUCGAUGUAUCCCCCUAACGAAUCUCAGCUGGUGCUGUGCGGAGGGAGCAGCCAGCGGCUGCCGGUGGCCGGGUCCUCCAGGUGCAGCGUGCCUGAGAAAAAUCACUCACAGUCUUUUCAAGUCGACAAUGACAAGAAUAAAGACCUCAUUACUGAAGCCCUAAAGAUUCAGGAAUCUGAGAAAGCCAAGUAUCUUCAAAAGGCUAAAACAAGAGAUGAGAUUCUCCAACUCUUAAGAAAACAAAGAGAAGAAAGGAUCUCGAAAGAACUGAUUUCUCUCCCUUAUAAACCACGGGCCAAAGUACAGAAGGCAAAGAAAGUGACAUCGGAGUCAGAUAAAGAGGAGCAGGAAGCAGUCAAAGCCUUGGACUAAUCUGCUCGGUGCGUGGUCGAGGAGGGUUUACUUCCCUCUUCACUUUUUA
Nycticebus coucang (slow loris) is the source of this 553-nucleotide messenger RNA. It is a transcript of the gene HOATZ, whose product is annotated as HOATZ cilia and flagella associated protein. Gene Ontology annotation, biological process: cilium assembly. The transcript is spliced from 6 exons. Bases 1 to 504 code for a protein of 167 amino acids. The record is from RefSeq and is a predicted model, not a curated record. Lineage: Eukaryota; Metazoa; Chordata; Mammalia; Primates; Lorisidae.